Messenger RNA from Diaporthe amygdali, 1239 nucleotides. RefSeq lists its product as uncharacterized. The transcript has 7 exons. Bases 1 to 1239 code for a protein of 412 amino acids. Gene Ontology annotation, molecular function: oxidoreductase activity. NCBI's taxonomy places the organism in Eukaryota, Fungi, Ascomycota, Sordariomycetes, Diaporthales, Diaporthaceae. The record is from RefSeq and is a predicted model, not a curated record.
AUGUGGAAUAUCUGCAGUACUCUCCUACUGCCCUCGCUCCUGAUCGGAGCGAGAGCUGCAAAAAUUCAAGCGCCUGCAACUAGCUUCUCACAGAACAUAGAGAUUGUCCGAAACCCGGUCUAUCCACUCGAUGACGUCGAUAAGCUGGAAGAGGCUACGAUGCCCAAGGUUGAUGAAUGGCUGAAUAAGAAGAUGUCGAAUGGAAGUAACAAUGGCUGUACUAUGAAAAACGCAAUUGUACGCAGAGAGUGGAGCGAUAUGUCUGAGUCGCACAGACAAGAUUACGUCGCUGCUGUGACGUGCUUGAUGAAACUACCUACCACUGUAAACCUCACCAGGUUUCCAGGAGCUCUCAGCCGAUAUGAUGACUUUGUCGCGUAUCAUAUGACACACGCAAUGCAACUUCAUGACAACCUCCACCUCUUCGGCGCUCACAAGUAUUUUGUCUGGCUUUUCGAGAAAGCCCUUCGUGACGAGUGUGGUUACACUGGUUACCAGCCGUAUAUGAAUUACGACCGCUAUGCGAGUGACCCGUUUAAUUCUCCAUUGCUCAACGGCAACGCGUCUAGCUUGGGAGGAAAUGGUGUCUUGGAACCCACGUACAAGGGUAUUCCGCAGCCUGGACGAACUCCCAACAUCAUCAAGUCGAAUGGUGGUGGAGGCUGCGUCAAGGAGGGGCCGUUCUCGGACAUGAUCGUUAGCUUAGGACCGACCUCGACGUCGACCGGAACCAACCUCCCCAAGAACCCAAGAGCCGAUGGCACAGGGCCAAAUCCGCGAUGCUUACGUCGCGAUAUAAACAAGGAUGCGUUAAUGGGGGCUACGGCAGACCGUGUCUUCAAUCUGAUCACCAAGAGCCAGGACAUCAAUAGCUUUUACAACACCUUGCUCGGGAUGCCGCCGCCAAAGAAUGACUCGUAUCCCUGGGGGGUUCACACGGCAGGUCAUUAUGUUGCCGCAGUUGACCCAGGUGGUGAUCCCAUGACUUCACCCGGCGACCCUCUUUUCUACUUCCAUCACACGUCCUUGGAUCGCAUCUGGUGGAUCUGGCAAAUGCAGGAUGUGAACAACCGUUUGUACGCCUUGCCUAACGGCACUAUGCCCAUGAGGCGUCGACAGGGAACGGAUCCUCAAGACGUUAUUGUCGACAUGGAAUGGCUGGGCCCACCGAUCAAGCUCUUCGAGACGCAUGACCAGCUGGGUGGAAACGGGGGGGCUUUCUGCUAUGUUUAUGUUUAA